GAUCAGAGCCAAGGUAUCACUUCUUAUCCUGGGUCAUGUUCUUUUCAGUUGCUGUCAUGCCUACUCUCCUCCCUGCAUUCUUGGGCCUUUGCUUCUGCCAGCUGAUUUCCAGUGCCCCCUCUGAAAGUGACACUGUGGUGGUCACCAGCAGUGGAUCCAUUAAAGGCAUGCGAGUCCUAACUAGAUCUGGUGCUGUAACUGCCUAUCUAGGGAUCCCAUAUGCUGAGCCUCCAGUAGGGAAACUGCGUUUCCAGAAACCUGUCCCACAUCAACCAUGGAGUCGUGUCUUGGAGGCGACCCACUUUGGUAAACCUUGUCACCAAAGGACCUCUUUUGGCUUUCCUUUUUCAAAUAUGUGGGUUGCCAGUACGCCACAUUCUGAAGACUGUCUUUUCCUCAAUAUUUGGGUGCCUCAUCCCCAGCCCUCCAUGCCAGUUCCUAUCCUUGUUUGGAUCCAUGGUGGAGGAUUUAUUGUUGGUGCAGCGUCUUUGGACUUAUACAAUGGGGCAUCAUUAGCUGCUACCGAGAAUGUCAUUGUGGCAUCAAUGAACUAUCGGCUGGGGGUCUGGGGCUUUCUCUACUUCCCACCAGAAAUCCCAGGGAAUAUGGGUUUAUGGGACCAAUAUCAGGCUCUGAAGUGGUUGAAGGAGAAUGCAGCUGUCUUUGGGGGUGAUGCAGAUAAGUUGACUCUCAUUGGUCACAGUGCUGGAGCAGCCUCUGUGGGUUUCCACCUCCUGUCCCCUGUAAGCCAACCCCUUUUUGCCCGAGCUGUGCUACAGAGUGGAGCUCCCACUGCACCCUGGGCUUCGAUUCAGCCUGAGAACAUCAAGCAACGUGCCCUUUAUUUAGCUAGAAUGCUGAACUGCACUAAAGGGAAUCACAGUGCCACAGUGAGCUGUCUCCAAAAUAAGGAAGUUGGUAUGUUUAAGAAUUUCAGUUUCUUCUUACCCAUCUCCGAUGGGGAUUUCCUUCCUGAAGAUCCAAAGAGACUUCUACAGACUGGAAAAACUCCAGCAAAACCACUACUUAUAGGUGUUACAGGUGACGAUGGCUCAGUCUUUAUACCUCAAAUUCUGAAUAUUAUAGAAGAGGACAAAAUUGUGACCUGGGAGCAGAUCACACCAGGUAUAAGCAUCAUAUUAAAAAGACAUCUUGAAGAAGAUAUUCUCAGGGCUGUAGCACUUAAGUACAAUGAAGAGAACCACAGGCCAGAUCUGUACCAUCAGAUCUUGGCCCAUUUAAGCAGAGAUCACUAUUUUGUGUGCCCGCUAACUGAAAUUGCUGCAAGGAUGGUAGGAACUGGGAGCUCUGUGUAUGCUUACUCCUUCAACCACCACAUUCCUACCUCCAUUUGGCAAGCGUGGAUGGGUGCAGCUCAUGGAAUUGAGGUCCCUUAUCUCUUUGGAACGCUCUCAUCACUUCCAGGAUUCAAUCAAUCAAAUGCAGAAGUUGACAUGGUGCUAAGCCAACGUGUGAUGCACUACUGGGCCCAGUUUGCCAGGAGUGGGAAUCCCACCAAAUCCACACCUGGGGAAGCUCAAUGGCCACAUUACAAUGCCACUGAGCAGAACGUCUUCCAUAUCACCACUGAGGCACCUCGAAUCAUGCAGUUUUUGCCUCCUGAGCAUUGCAGUUUUUUGGCAACCCAUGUUUAUAACACAACAGGUAUUGAUGUAGCCCAAGAAGAGGCCGCGUCAUCGGGCCAAACAAAAGACAAGAACUGACCAGAACAUAAUGAAAGGAAUUCUCGGCCUACGGUCCUGGGAUUCUCUGGUGAUCUUCGAUCCAACUUCUAACGAGGUUCAAUCUUGAUUAGUUUUUUUUUUUGAGAACAGCAUUCUUCAAGAUGUUUUGAACAUGGAUUUCAAAGUUUUCUGAAGAAGAGCCUCUAUCUCCUUUCUUCUGGGUUUGCAUAAAUGCUUAAUUAGAACACCGAUUUAACCAGGUUUCUAGGUUUGCGUAACUCAUUGAACCAUACUAGAGAGUGUUACAUGAAGCUUCCAUUUUGACUGAAAAAGCUAUUUUUGAGUUUUCUGGGGUAUUAGUUGUUCUGUACAAAAUAACUUCUUUUUGACAGGCAGCAAUAUUUAACAAACCUUUUGGGAAGAUUUCUUAUGUUAUUGUGUUAUGUAACUGUGAUUGCUCUUGUGCUAAACAAGUUAGAAAUCCUACCAGAUUUCUAGCUCUCUCUGCUUUCAGCUGCACUUAGAAAACAUGGGCUGUCUGGGAAAUGUUUGUUAGAGUUUGGGGAGCAGAUAGGAAGUUGGGUUUUAUGCCUGUGGGAAGAAAGAAAACUUGAGUGAUAGUGAGAAAAAGAUACCCAGGUCCUCUUAUGUGGACUGCUUGUAAACACAUAAGUUUACAUAGUGAUGACAAACACUAGUGAGCAGAGAAGUGAGAAAAAAAGAACAGCAUCAAAGCAGAAGUGUAUGGCUGAGUGUGCCUCUGAGACUAGUGCAUUCAAAUGUUGUCUUUUUCCUUUAGUCCCUUGCAGAACCUAUUCAAGCAUCCUAGUUUGAAAAAAAAAAUGUUUUAUAUCCUGCUGUAUUCUAAUAGAUUCUGUACCACUCUUUACCACCAUUGCUGAAAUAGCUCAGUAACAUUAUUUUCUUGGGAUAGACAAGGCUGCUGGUUUACUGUUUUGUUCUUGUUUUUAAAUAAGUCCAGGGAUCUACCAUUUCAUCAGUUACCUGAGGUAGAAGAGUUUCACCAGGCUAAGCAAAGAUCUUGACCACUAUGCUAUUUCAGGUUCUAUGCCUAAAGUGAAUUAUGGAACCUUUUUAUCUUGUUAUUUAUUUAAUUGUUGUAUGCUGCCCAGAGUUGCUUUGUGUGAGAUGGGCAGCUAUAUAACUGUGAUAAAUAAAUAAAUAAAUAAGUACAUGAUAAAUAUUGGCUCAGAUAUAAGGGUGGUUUUUCCUCUGUGAAGUAGAUAAUGAAUGGUUGAGGUUAGCCUGCAACAAACUGAAACAUCCGUUUGGGACUUUAUCUCAAACAGAGAGGAACAUCCGAGUAACAUAACAGGGAAAGGUAUAUCUCAGAAGUGGAACAGAGAAAUAUGGCUUGAGGUUGCUUUGAAGCUGAGUGUGAAAGUAAUAGAAGAAAGUACUAGAAGACAAUGUCCAUUUAUGACCUCCAGAAAGAGUUGUCUGCUCAUUCUGGUGACAGAACAGUUGCAUCCUGUGAAUAAUCCCUAUUCCUGAUAGAAUAAAGUGUCUCUCCUAAGAUCACUGAAAGAUAGAAAUUGAUACAAACAAAAACAGCACAAUUGUCUUAAUAUUAUAUAUUGCCCUCAUCAGCCCUAGUAAAUGGCUCCUCAAAGGCUCCUGUGUAAAUUAUUAACCUUAAUUAUAAGCCUGUGUGUCUAUCCAAAGAGCUCCAAUGUAUUUAAUGAAUAAAAUACAAGCAGAAUGAUACCAGAUAGUUUUUAUGCAAAGCUCAGAGGGCACAGAAUAAUAGAGUUGGAAGGGACCUCAGAGGAAGCUAUCUAUUCCAUUGCUUUAUACUUCUUGCCAUCAGGAAAUUCCUUCCAAUAUCUAACUUGAAUCUCCUUCUCUAUAGUUUCAACCUAUUGGCUCGGGACCUGUCCUCCUGAGCAUCAGAGAGCAGGUCUACUAACAACCAUUUAGAUAUU
This is a messenger RNA of Python bivittatus (Burmese python), 3631 nucleotides long. The record is from RefSeq and is a predicted model, not a curated record. Lineage: Eukaryota; Metazoa; Chordata; Lepidosauria; Squamata; Pythonidae.